AUUUUUAUUAAAUAAAUCGGAGUUAAAAUAUGUUUGUUAUGAUUCUUCUUCAUUGACAAUUAUAGCGAUUUUAAGCAAUUAAUCCAAAUUUUUUUACCAUUUUGGUGUAGUUUGAAUGACAACCAAGCCUACGAUAACAUGGCCCAUAAGGAGAUGACGAUCCACAGGUACUACAGCCGGAAAGCCAAAUAUGCCGGCUACGCACAGGCGGACUUGGAGUUGUGCAUUAAGCACUGUGGCGGGGACGUGGUUCGCAUCGAACUCGUGAACCUGCAUCAUAGAACCGAACUACGGAGACAGUUGCGCCGGUUGCUUCUCCUGGUGUUCCUGGCCACCGCCUAUUUUGUAGGAGUUUGCGGUUUCUGGAGCCGGAACAUUGGGCUCUGGCAGCCCCGCAUUAUUUAUCCCCUGGUUACCUGGGCUUUGGUAGCCAUUCUAAUGCUCCGUUCCACACUGAACCUGGUACACAUCGAGCGGAUAUUUUACAGCUGGGACAUGGCGUUGCAGACGGAGACGGUGCGAUCAUUCGGCAGACAAUCGGUGCUCUGCAUCCAGCGGGGACAUAUCCAUGACAUAGUGCUGAAUGAAGUAAUAGAAGAUUUGGAUGUGAAGUACAUGUUGAUUUUACGAACGAAAGGAAGUCUGUUUAAGAAGCGACCCGUUAUACCAUUAUUCAAUAGCCAAUCCCCAUCGUUCGAGUGCCUCCAGCACACUCAUCGGGUCCUACACAGUUACUGGCUGAAUAGUACCAAGGAUCGAUCGGAACAGUCCUACAACCAAGACAAGUUUUCCUUGGUGGCCUCGUAGAUUUCCUCCAAUUU
Molecule: messenger RNA, 821 nt
Organism: Drosophila serrata
Lineage: Eukaryota; Metazoa; Arthropoda; Insecta; Diptera; Drosophilidae
Gene: PIG-H
Product: Phosphatidylinositol glycan anchor biosynthesis class H
Biological process (GO): GPI anchor biosynthetic process
Cellular component (GO): glycosylphosphatidylinositol-N-acetylglucosaminyltransferase (GPI-GnT) complex
Source: RefSeq, a predicted model, not a curated record